Eremomyces bilateralis CBS 781.70 is the source of this 1134-nucleotide messenger RNA. RefSeq lists its product as uncharacterized. The transcript has 3 exons. Bases 1 to 1134 code for a protein of 377 amino acids. The record is from RefSeq and is a predicted model, not a curated record. Lineage: Eukaryota; Fungi; Ascomycota; Dothideomycetes; Eremomycetales; Eremomycetaceae.
AUGGCUGAAGGUCCUUACCUCCCCAGCUCAGCGCACACCACUAUGGAGGCUAUGCAUUCUGGCCUACCGACGCCAGGAUUGGCUACCUCCCACUCCUCUGACCUACAAUAUGGUGUUUCAGGCUUGGUGGAUGUGUACAGUGGCGGGCUGCAAACCGUAGGCAGCGAUGAUGGAUAUUCCCACAUCACCUACACAAGCUCCAUGUCCAUGUUUCCACCACAUACUUCGACGACAGCUGAGUUCGCGCCACCUGCAUACGUUUUCAAAGGCGUAGAACCGCCGCUGCAGCCGUUGAACGCGAUCGGAGCGUAUGAAUCGCUUCUACCGGCCCGACCCCAUAGCAGCCCCAGCACUUUCGGACCAAGUCAAGAAGAAAUUGUAUGGCAAGGCGACCCCUCCAAGUCUCCGUAUUCGAAGACUCCCCUCACUCGUGUGCCAACAUUUCCAACCGGCGAAGGAUCCGCCUUUGGAUUUACCUUACCGGUGUCACGCGAAUCAUCUCCUAUGAGCCGAGAACAUCGGCAUUCGGGUUCAAUCUCAUCCGUUACCGAACUCUACAACCCACAACCGCGUCGCGCAUAUGCUCAUAUCGCACCCAACCCGAACGGUCUGCAGCAGCUCCAUGCACGCAAGCGAAAAGCCAGUGUCGACGAGUACGAUUCCCCGCCGGUGAAGCGCAAGCGGCAAACUCCUCCCCCACUGGCCGGAGACAUGACCGAGGAGGAUAGGUUGCUUGUGAAGCUCAAAGACGAGGAUGGGCUCGCAUGGAAAGACAUCGCGGCUCGGUUUCAUAGCGAAUUCGGCAAGCUGUACCAAGUUCCGGCUCUACAAAUGCGGUUGAAACGACUCCGUGAAAAGAUGCGGUUAUGGACUGACGUGGACCUUCAUGCUUUACGCAUGGCAUAUGAGUACUGGGAGAGGAACAAGUUUGAGAUCAUCAGCGCCAAGAUGGCGGAAUUCGGUGCGAUGGAGAAAUGGACGCCAAAGCAGUGCAGCCGAAAAUGGCAUUCGAUCCAGACCGGUUCUGACUAUCCAAGUGCCAUACAAACCCCGGCUUUCUCGUACACUUCUAGCCCCACGGACGGGCAACCACCGGCCGUUUUCGCGCCUUUUAUCGGCAUGACGCCUGCGUGA